Molecule: messenger RNA, 1179 nt
Organism: Oncorhynchus nerka (sockeye salmon)
Lineage: Eukaryota; Metazoa; Chordata; Actinopteri; Salmoniformes; Salmonidae
Exons: 1
Source: RefSeq, a predicted model, not a curated record
AUGAGGAGGCCUACUCCAGUGGAUCGGGGAAGGAGAGCAGCCUGCACUUCCAGUGGACGGGAAGGAGAGAAGCCUACUCCAGUGGGCGGGGAAGGAGAGCAGCCCUGCUCCAGUGGAGCGGGGAAGGAGAGGAGCCUGACUCCAGUGGACGGGGAAGGAGAGCAGCCUACUCCAGUGGGAGCGGGAAGGAGGAAGCAGCCUACCUCCAGUGGACGGGGAAGGAGAGCAGCCUGCCCAGUGGACGGGGAAGGAGAGCAGCCUACCCAGUGGGCCCGAGGGAAGGAGAGAGCAGCCUACCCAGUGGACGGGGAAGGAGAGCAGCCUGCCUCCAGUGGGCGCGGAAGGAGAGCAGCCCCUGCCCCAGUGGGCGGGGAAGGGAGAGGAGCCUACUCCCGCGGGCCCGGGGAAGGAGAGGGAGCCUACCCCGUGGACGGGGAAGGAGAGCAGCCUCACGCAGUGGGCCCGGGGAAGGAGAGCAGCCUACUCCCGUGGACGGGGAAGGAGAGGAGCCUACUCCCGUGGGCGGGGAAGGAGAGGAGCCUACUUCCCGUGGACGGGGAAGGAGAGGAGCCUACUCCCAGUGGGCGGGGAAGGGAGAGCAGCCUACUCCAGUGGGCGGCGGGGAAGGAGAGCAGCCUGCUCCAGUGGACGGGGAAGGAGAGCAGCCUACUCCAGUGGACGGGAAGGAGAGCAGCCUACUCCCCGUGGACGGGGAAGGAGAGCAGCCUACUCCCGUGGGCGGGGAAGGAGAGCUUCAGCCUACUCCCGUGGAGCGGGGACGGGAGAGCAGCCUACUCCCGUGGACGGGGAAGGAGAGCAGCCUGCUCCCGUGGACGGGGAAGGAGAGCAGCCUACUUCCCGUGGACGGGGAAGGGGAGCAGCCUACCCCCGUGGACGGGGAAGGAGAGCAGCCUACCCCGCGUGGGACGGGGAAGGAGAGCAGCCUACUCCCACGUGGACGGGGAAGGAGAGCAGCCUCUUGCUCCCGUGGACGGAGAAGGCUUGAGCAGCCUGCUCCAGUGGACGGGGAAGGAGAGCAGCCCUACCUUCCGUGGACGGGAAGGAGAGCAGCCUACCUCCCGUGGACGGGAGGGAGAGGCAGCCUACUCCAGUAGAGCGGGGAAGGAGAGCAGCUUGGCCCAGUGGACGGGAGAGAGAAAGCAACACUCCAUAGCCAGA